AUGGCCCCCAUCGCAAUCGCACCUAUUGAAGCGUUGCCCGCUUCCCCCCUACUUGACCUGAAGCAGAAUAACAAUGCGAUGACAGAUCCCGACCAAGUCGCUCGUAACACUCUUGCCAGGCCAUUGAAGUAUACGGGUUUGUUAGAAAAGUACUCACACUUCGAGGUUACCCCUUCGAUUGGACGCGAGUUCGGACCUGAUCUUCAGCUUUCACAGAUCCUAAAUGCUGCCAAUUGCAAUGAUCUUAUCCGUGACCUAGCAGUCCUCAUUUCCCGGAGGGGAGUGUGCUUCUUCCGAGCCCAAGAUCUCAACCAAGACGAAAUGAUGCAGCUACAAAAGAAGAUCAGCACAUUAGCUGGACAGCCGAGAGAAUCAGGGAUGUGUAUACACCCAGUUUCAGAGAAUGUUGGAGAGAUGGGAGCGAAGACUCAAUUGAUCUCUGCGGAGAUGCAAAGGAAAGGAGGAGGGAUAAUGCGACUUCAUGAUGACGUCUCGCGAUGGGCAACACGAGCAUUUCAUUCUGAUGUGUCGUUUGAAAAAGUGCCGUCUGACUACUCAAUGUUGAAGAUCAACGUUCUGCCUCCUGUCGGCGGUGACACCCAGUGGGUAAACUGCUAUGACAUUCUCGACAAGAUGUCUCCCUCCAUGCUGGAGUAUCUGAAGACCUUGAAAGCGGAACACAAUGCCAAUUUUUUCCAUCAAGAGGCCGCCAAUCAUGGCAGGACAGUAUCCAAGACGAUGAUCAGAGGGAAUCCCCUCAAUGUGGGCGACGACCUCUCCGCUCGACAUCCGCUCAUUCGCACGAACCCCGUAACAGGAUGGAAUGCACUGUACUACUCGUAUGGCUUCGGAGGGCGUAUACAGGGAGUCACGUACGAUGAGCAUGUCAUGUUACGAGAGUACUUGACUCAAUUAUGUAUGAACAACUUCGACUGCUCCGUCCGAUUCAGAUGGGAAGCUGCAUCUGUCGCAAUAUGGGAUAAUCGUUCCACUCUGCACUCGGCCACCUUUGAUUACACGGAAGAGAGAAGUGGGGAUCGCGCGUCUUCAAUUGGUGAACUACCGUACUUAAGUAAUGAAGGGAUUUCCAGAACCGACGGUCUUCGUGCAGAAGGCGUGAGCUGGUGA
Kwoniella botswanensis is the source of this 1128-nucleotide messenger RNA. RefSeq lists its product as uncharacterized. NCBI's taxonomy places the organism in Eukaryota, Fungi, Basidiomycota, Tremellomycetes, Tremellales, Cryptococcaceae. Gene Ontology annotation, molecular function: 2-oxoglutarate-dependent dioxygenase activity. The transcript has 5 exons. Gene Ontology annotation, cellular component: cytoplasm. The coding region runs from base 1 to 1128 and encodes 375 amino acids. The record is from RefSeq and is a predicted model, not a curated record.